Molecule: messenger RNA, 875 nt
Organism: Polypterus senegalus (gray bichir)
Lineage: Eukaryota; Metazoa; Chordata; Cladistia; Polypteriformes; Polypteridae
Gene: bbln
Product: bublin coiled coil protein
Exons: 2
Coding region: 212-463 (83 amino acids)
Source: RefSeq, a predicted model, not a curated record
CAGCUGAUUCGCUGUGUGUUGAUGUUGUGUGACCGGCAGCUGCAGAGACAGAGCAGGGUAUCGGGAAUGCUGCUGUUCAACUGAGAGUCUCGUAUUAUCGGACAGUUUGCAGAACGGCUCAGUUGUUUAAGCGUGCAGCCUUUUUCAUUUUUGUGAAUGAACACCUUUAUUUCUUUGACCGAAUAAACUGUCACGAUAGACUGGAACCAGUAUGUCUGGGCCGAAUGGAGAUCCCAGCGUCUCGCUCGAAGUGGACGGAGACGACGAAUUCAACGAAGAAGAGUUUGCGGCAAUCAACGCCAUGCUGGACCAAAUCAACUCCUGCCUCGACGACCUGGAGGAGCGCAAUGACAGCCUGAGCGCAAAGCUGAAGGAGCUGCUCGAGUCCAACCGUCAGGCCAGGCAGGAGUUCAGACAUCAUCUAAACCAGGCAGCGGCCCCAGAUGUUGAGCAGGCCGACUAGCGUCAAUGGAGACGUUCGAUUAUCUCUGAGGGUAGGAAGGAGGGAGGCAAAAAAAAAAAAUGGAGGAGCAACAUCGGCCUGUAGCUGAUCUUUCCAAACAUGUAAAUGGCGUGUAUCAUCUGGGCUUCACUCGCCUUGCUGCUCUUCUCUCUGUGUGUGUGUGUGUGUGUCCUCUAAUAUUAUUUAAAAGUUCAUUUUCUGCGUGUUGUCCUUUACCCGAGACCGAGCACUCCACGUGUUAUUAAGCUGACUGUAGACUCCUGGUGGUGUUUCACUCUCUAGAACAUCCUCCAUUAACUAAGGGCUGGACCUGCCAUGUUGAAGGCUGAACUAGGCAGUUGGUUUACUUGUCUGCUGUUUAUGUCAUCUUCUGUGUCUUCUUUAAAUAAAAAAUGGCAUUUAUUUCCCAUAA